AUGACAAGACUGACCGCCUUCGGGAUCACGUCUACGCCAGGUCCUCGACAUGUUCUCGUGCAGCCAACGGCUGGUGAAGCUCUGUCACGUCCAGGCUUGGACACCGUCCUGGAAGCUGUCCUACGCAAGUCUGCCGCCGACGCCGAUCAGAAGGCUGCCCUCCGCGCAUCUGUCGAGACAGCCCAGACCUCGCUGACCUUCCUCUCACGGGAACAUGCCAUGGACAAGGAGCUGGCCGAAUUCCUAACUUCGACGGGGAAACAGAGGUUUCGAUAUCCGCCAGUUCCAACUCGAGAGCGAGACCCAAAGACAUGGGCAGCCGCCGACCCAGCAAUUGACGAGAACUGGGACGACGCUGUCCGUAACGAUCCGAUCCUGUCCUCCGUCCCCAGUGGCUUCUUGACGGACAAGUCGCUGCUCGUCAAGCCAGUCGGUUGUUUCGACUCACCAUUGCUUGUUAGUCAAUUCCUCCACAUAGAUGUCUACCCUCGCCGUCUGGAUCGCAAGAAGAUCUGCCUGCCAGGCAAAGAUUGGGAUGUCCUUGGCUACGUUCCCAAAGAGAACCGCUCUUAUUGGGAGGCUUGGGCGGCAGACAUGAUCACGAAAUCGAAAGCCCGCAUUGUUCUCAUCGCCGGUCGAUCCACGCUUGAGAUGUAUCGCAGGUACAUACUGUCCAACCACAUCGACGUUGAGGAAGUGUUCUGUGCCGGGACCAGCCUCGACAAGCCCGUCGCGUUUCGAGAAUUCAAAAACAAGGACGGUUAUCGCCUUGUUUUGUGUUCGUUACAUCUGGAAGGCUUUUGGCGGCGCAAGGCGUCGCCUUGCCAUCUACGGGCGACUAUUCACUCCGUCGACCAUACAGGAAGGGGGGGAGGUUUGGAGGCGUGGCUCGGGUAUCAUCCCGAGCUUCCCAAAGACGAAAUCAUGGCUCUGCGAGGAUCGGUGAGGGUCACUCACAGAAAGGCACCAGAGUUUUGGAAGCGCGCAGAGAUUGUUGCCCAGUAUGGGCCUUGGGCCUUGACGUACCAGCUACUUGCCGAGUCGGCCGCGGCGAGACAUAGACAAAAGCAGGCUACGUAUUGGAAUCACCCAACGGAAGGCAAAGCGAGAAGGGAUCGUAGGAAUCAGUUGGCUCGGGACAAUCGGGACAAGGCGAAGAAGAUCGGCGACGACCCAGUCAAGUAUGAAGCUCAAUUGAAGACCAGACGGGGUAUUAUUAGAGCCAACCGCAUUGCGAAGAAGCUCCAGGUUGACUCGGCUCUCCAUGGCUCCAUGGGCACUUUCCUCGUACCUCUCUCGACCAGCUCAGCACCGACCGACUCCACCUCCACGGCCACACGCUCAGGAAUGACAACCAGGCCGAUGAGCGACAAGACGGGGUGA
Dothidotthia symphoricarpi CBS 119687 is the source of this 1383-nucleotide messenger RNA. RefSeq lists its product as uncharacterized. NCBI's taxonomy places the organism in Eukaryota, Fungi, Ascomycota, Dothideomycetes, Pleosporales, Dothidotthiaceae. The record is from RefSeq and is a predicted model, not a curated record. The coding region runs from base 1 to 1383 and encodes 460 amino acids. The transcript is spliced from 6 exons.